Messenger RNA from Epinephelus fuscoguttatus (brown-marbled grouper), 7776 nucleotides. RefSeq names its product neuronal PAS domain-containing protein 3. The coding region runs from base 917 to 4129 and encodes 1070 amino acids. The transcript has 12 exons. Gene Ontology annotation, biological process: regulation of transcription by RNA polymerase II. NCBI's taxonomy places the organism in Eukaryota, Metazoa, Chordata, Actinopteri, Perciformes, Serranidae. The record is from RefSeq and is a predicted model, not a curated record. Gene Ontology annotation, molecular function: RNA polymerase II transcription regulatory region sequence-specific DNA binding; protein dimerization activity; DNA-binding transcription factor activity, RNA polymerase II-specific.
CGAGCGCAGAGGACAGCACACACACACACACGCACACACACACGCACAUUACGCGCACAACACACGCAGGCGCUCGCCGACAUACCGACACACACUUUGGCGCUGCCGCCGCUGCCUCUGCUGCUGCUGCUGUAUCACUGUAUCACACCAAUGUCAUUGCCGAGCUCGUGCUGCUGAGAGCCGCGCGCUCACUGACUAACUGACCGACUGACUGCUCUCUUUCAGGUCCGCCGUUCCCACAGACACCCACCGACCCCACCGGCAAGACACCAAGAGGGAUAGCCGGGGACCGGAUGCCUUUCUCGGAUGGAGAGCCGGCGGCGGUGGCCGCGUGAGAGAGGAGAGUCCGGAGCUCCUGCGCCGGGAGACAACACCACAGACACGGCUGUCCGUCUGUCUUUAAUCGGUGAAAUUAUCACCUCUUAGAUCCACUGAUCCACUGAUCCAUUGAUCCCAUUGACUGUUGAGUGGGAGGAAGAAGAAGGGGGAGACCGCGCGCACCGGAGACACCGGGACCAUGAUCCGGAGCUGCACGGGGGGUUAUCUCUGAAGGAUAGAAGAAGAAAAGGAGGAAGAAAUAAUAAAGCAAAAGCUUCAUGAUCUUUUCCGCUCGUGCAACAUCCACUCACUAAUCCCAUUAAUCUAUUGAUCCAUUGAUUGGUGACUGUUUGUUUUGCGCACCGGGACCAUGAGCCGGAUUUUCUUGAGAGUUCUAUCCGAAGGUUAGAGAAGAAAAGGAGAAUAAAAACAACAAGAAGAAGAUUGUUGUUUGUCUUCUGAGCUGAAUCAAUACCUCUGUAGAUCCCAGUGAUCCCAGUAAGCGGUGACUGGUCUGUGUUGGGGAGGAAGGAGGAAGGUAAAGCGGAGGAGGUUGUAAAACUAGACGCAGGAGCGCAUCGGAGACGGCCGGGGGACCAUGAUCAGGAUCUUCCCGGAUUUCAGCGUCCAGGUGACGGCUUCGGGAGCCGGAGGACCCGGUGGCGGAGGAGGCGGCGGAGGCGGUGGGAUGGUGACGGGACCCCAGGUGGGUCGGGUGCCUGUGCCGAUCCCCGGAGCCACGAACGGGACCCCGCAGAGCGUGCAGGGGAUCACCGCCUACCAGCAAAGUGACCCCUACUGGGAGCGGCCGGCUAAUGCAGGCAGCUGCUCCGCCGCCCGGCCCAAGACCCUUCACCUGGCCGGCCAGCAGCAUACCUCCUCACCAUGGCUGCAGGCUCUGAGGAAGGAGAAGUCACGGGACGCGGCGCGAUCGCGGCGGGGAAAGGAGAACUUUGAGUUUUACGAACUGGCCAAGAUGCUGCCGCUGCCGGGCGCCAUCACCAGCCAGCUGGACAAGGCCUCCAUCAUCCGGCUCACCAUCAGCUACCUGAAGAUGAGGGACUUCGCCAACCAGGGAGACCCGCCGUGGAACCUGCGCAUGGAGGGACCACCGCCCAACACCUCUGUCAAAGCUAUCGGCACCCAGCGAAGGAGGAGUCCCAGCGCCAUUGCCUCGGAGAUCUUCGAACCUCACCUGGGCAGCCACAUUUUACAGUCUCUGGACGGGUUUGUAUUUGCACUAAACAAGGAGGGACGCUUCCUCUACAUCUCUGAGACCGUCUCCAUCUACCUGGGACUGUCGCAGGUGGAGCUGACCGGCAGCAGCGUCUUCGACUACAUCCACCCCGGCGAUCACGUGGAGAUGGCAGAGCAGCUCGGCAUGAAGCUCCCUCCGGGCCGAGGGAUGUCGCUGUCCCAGGGAGCCGUCAACGAAGAUGGGGCGUCCUCGGCUUCUUCGUCGUCGCACUCUGAGACGCCCGAACCAGUGGAGUCCAGCAGUCCCAGUCUUCUGGCUCCUGAUAACAGUCUGGAACGAUCCUUCUUCAUCAGGAUGAAGUCGACGCUCACGAAGAGAGGAGUGCACAUCAAGUCCUCAGGAUAUAAGGUGAUCCACGUCACGGGGCGUCUGCGCAUCAGGAUGGCUUUGACGCACAGCCGCUCGGUGCCCAAUCAGAUCAUGGGAAUGGUGGUGGUGGCUCACGCCCUCCCGCCGCCGACCAUCAACGAAGUUCGCAUCGACUGUCAAAUGUUCGUCACCCGAGUCAACAUGGACCUCAAGAUCGUCUACUGUGAGAACAGGAUCAGCGACUACAUGGACCUGACGCCAGUGGACAUCGUGGGGAAGAGGUGUUACCAGUUCAUUCAUGCUGAAGACGUGGAGGGAAUCAGACAGUGUCACCUGGACUUGAUGAAUAAGGGUCAGUGUGUGACGAAGUAUUACCGGUGGAUCCAGAAGAACGGCGGUUACAUCUGGAUCCAGUCCAGCGCUACCAUCUCCAUCAACGCCAAGAACGCCAACGAGAAGAACGUCAUCUGGGUCAACUAUGUCCUCAGUAAUCCAGAGUAUAAAGACACGCCCAUGGACAUCGCCCAGCUGCCCAACCUGCCUGAGAAAACCUCUGAGUCAUCUGAAACCUCAGACUCUGACUCUGAGUCCAAAGAAAACUCUGACAAUGAGAACGCCAAGUCCGAGGGGAAGCCAGGCCACCAAUCAGAACGUGAGGACCCAGAGACAGACAGCAAGCGUCAGCAGCAACCCGGCCAACCACAUUGCUCCUCUGAACAGGAAAUGAAGCGUCAGGAGGAAGGAGACAGCUCAAGUAACCCCGAGAGCCAGGACAGUGAUGACAGUCUGGAACCUUCAGAUGGAGAGGGGGAGGAACAGGAGGAGGCAAGGGGAGGAGGUGGAGGAGGAGGGGGCGGAGGUGGAGGUGGAGGAGGAAGGUUGGGGAGGUUAGCAGGACUGGGAGGGUUGGGGGGACUGGGCGCCAUCGGAGGACUGGGUAAUCUGAGUGGGCUUCAUAUCAAAGUAGAGCACUAUGGAGAGGGGGAAGAAGUACAGCUGCACAACUCGCAAACUUCUUCAUCAGAGGAGGAGGAAGAAGAGGAGGAUGAUGAUGACGAAGAGGAAGAGGACGGUGGCGUGCAGGAUUGUGAGAGCGCCAAUGCUGGAAACAAGCUCCAGAAGAGGCGGAAGAGAAGGAAAGUGCAGAAAUGGGACGGAUCCCGAAGUAGGAGGCUCCGUCUCUCCUCAACCACGCCCAGCCCUGUCGCCAUGGGAGAUACCACACCGCUGGUUGACCCCAGCCAGGCCACGCCUGCCAACUCCUCCCACCUCCUCACCUCCGCUGACUCCCCAAACAGUGCAAAUGCGACAUCCUCGGUCCUAAAAAUCAAGACGGAGAUGGCAGAGCCAAUCAACUUCGACAACGACAGCAGCAUCUGGAACUUCCCGCCCAACAGAGAGAUUUCCAGAAACGAGUCCCCGUACAGCAUGACCUCCAAGCCCGCCGCUCCGGGGAACCACGAGACCUUCCCCUCACCCCAGGGAGGCUCUCUCCAGGUAGCCAUUCCCGACUCGGUCCUCACCCCUCCUGGAACUGAGGGAGGAGCAGGAGGAGUGAGGAAGCCUCCUUACAAUGGUAGCUCUGCGCCAUCCUCUGCUUCCAGCGCUGCCAGUUUAGCACCUCCCUCCAGCGCCUCCUCUGCAGACCCCCUGUCCCCUCCUCUCUCCGCCUCUCCGCGGGACAAGCAACAAGGCACUCCCACCACCUCCUCUUCUACUUCCUCAUCCUCGUCCUCGUCCUCAUCAACCUCUUCCUCCUCGCUGCUGUACUCUGGUGACCUUGAGGCACUACAGCGUCUGCAGGCUGGUAACGUGGUGCUCCCUUUGGUCCACCGGGUCACAGGGACUCUGGCCUCUACCAGCACGACAGCUCCACGGGUCUACACCACCGGCACCAUCAGGUACGCACCGGCAGACGUCACCCUGGCCAUGGCCCAAGGCAAUCUCCUCCCCAAUGCUGCCAUGAACUUUGUCGACAGCUCGGGGUUCGGUCUGGACCCCAAGACGCCCAUGGAGAUGCUGUACCACCACGUCCACAGGCUCAACAUGUCAGCAGCGGCAGCCGCCGGCCCAUUUGUCGGAUCUCCGGCAGCCACGGGUGGGAACAACGCCCUGGGAGGCCAGAUGACGACCGCAGCCAACGUUUUCACCACAGCGGAGGGACUUUUCUCGACGCUACCGUUCCCGGUGUACAGCAACGGGAUCCACACCACGCAGACGACUCUGGAGAGGAAGGAGGAUUAACGCAAAACGUUCAAGACCGCAUUACUGUGUUUCUGGAAUCAACAACUGUGUCAAAGUUAAAGACUACUCACUAGUAAAAAAAAAAAAAAAAAAAAAGAAAGACUAUUUACUUGCUAUCUUUUAUCAACACAGCACUGUGUUUCCGAGAGGGGAGAAAGGACAGGAAAGGAUGACAAAUGUACUCUAGCACUUUGAAUCUGAGCAACUGAGCUUGUGUAAUAGACAUGAAUGACCCUCAAACAUGUCCCCCUUUUUCUAUCUUUUUUCUCUCUCCUCCUCAUCCUCUUCUCCUCCUCUCUCAGCCUCUCUCUUUGCUCCUGUUUCUUGCGAUCAGCAACAUUUUUCUCAUGAACAGAUGAACAAAAAAAAAAAAAACUGACUAUUCUUUAUUGUAAAGAAUUCCUUUUUUGCCUACAGAGAAUUCAUAUUGCCUAAGGACUCCGCUGGAGCCUGACGGGGAUAAUUUUUAUUAUUUGACUUGUUUCUGAUGCGUCUUUAUGAAGAUGCUGAUUGUGUGUAUUUAAAGGAGGACGGUACAGGGAUUUGUAACGGACAGAAAACUCUAUGCGGCGCUCCUCCAUAUGUAUCUUGAUGUGAUCAAGGCUUGAAAAGAACGUUUUUAAACCGAGCAGAGGGAGCUCUCUUGCGCCCGACAAAGGUCUCAGAGAUAAUAAUCUUUUGAAAAAAGGUUUUUGCGGACGUUUCUCGAUUGAGGGAAUAGUUUAGAGAAUUAAUGCUGUUUUUUCUCCUUUCAUUUCUUCCUUUUUUUAUAAAAAUAUUCUAGCUCAGAUUUAACUUACGAAUCAAGCAUUAAGAAGAAAAACAAAAAAAGCAAUUUCAGCCGGGUAAUGACCUGUGAAUUAUCGAAUGUUACUACUUCCUCUUUUAUCCCAGGAGUUUACCUACAGGUCUCGCACCAAGCAUAACCUCCUCUACAUCUCCUCUCAUCUCAAAUCUGUCGUUUCGCUCUCUUAACUCUCACUCUGUGAUCUCUCCGUCUACAUUUUUCUUCCUGUCGAUCUACAAAUUCAUGGUGCUACCGACCGUCCAGUAACCCUGAUUCAGCUGGCUGAUGUGGGUGCUGUAAACGAACCCACAGCUCGUUGACAGACUGAUCGUACUUUUUCGUUCUGGAGGGGGAACAAUUUUAUUUUUUCUCUUCUGACCUUCAGGAAAGUCAGAAACACAGCAAGAACCUUAGAACCUCUAAAUCAGCAACGUCAUCUCCAUGUUUCACCCUUUACGUCCCUCCUUCGUUUGUCUAAAGGAACGCUUGAUCUGACUGGGCCAUGAGGGGCAGCUCCGCAUGGCAACAUGGAGGCGAUUGGUUGAAUUUUAGGCUACAUAGUGUUUGUUUUUAUGUUUGUGUAUUUUCUAACUGAAUCACUUUUAAUUCUCAGUGAGACUGAGGCUAAUACGCUAGUGUCGCUAACUUGAAAAAUGAAUGUUGAAAACCUCGACCGGUUCCUGUUUGAUCACUGUUUAGAUUAUUUUGUACUACUUUAUUUUUUUCCCUCCUCCUCCUCUUCUUCUUCUUCUUCUUCUUCUUCUUCUUCUUCUUCUUCUUCUUCUUCCUAAACCAGAAUCACCUCCACGAGAUUUUCCUAAACAAUCCACUCUCUUCCAUCUCAUCGCCGGACCCUGUGAUAAUAAAAAAAAAAACACAUAUCAACAAGGAGAUUGUAAUAAAGACAUGCAUUUUCAAUCAAUCAAUCUAUCAAACAAUCAAUCCAAUAACUACGAGAAAAAAAAGAAUAUGACUUUUUUGAGGAAGAGAAAAAAAAUCACAUUCCUUUAACAAACAAUGUCGUCUUUGUCGUUGUUCUUCUGUUCUGUGUUUUUUCUUCCCCAGCCUCCGUUGCCAAAAAAAAGAAAAAAAAGAAAUCUCACAAGUUUAGUGUUUUAAAAGCACUGUGAUUCUCGUUCAUUUGUAAAACUUUUUUUUCUUCUACUUUUUUGGUAAAAAGAGAAAAAAGAUGAGAACAAGUAAUAAUUAAAAAACAAAAAAGAAAAAAAAAAACUGUCACAACAUCCACGACAUUUUUAAAGUUGGCAGCCCCGUCUUUACCAUCCUGUCAUACCUUAUUACCCAGUGUGAUUAAGCCGUAAAAACGUGUUACCGAUGUGUUUAGUGUCACUGGCUGUCAAAAAGUCUUUCAUGGCGACUUCUCUCUCUGUGUGUGUUGACUAUAUGCAGUAUAUACUGAGCUACUGUAGCUGUUUUUGUCCUUUGUCUUCUCUGUGCUCUAUCUCUAGUGUGGGGGAGGGGAGGUGGGCGGGGCUUACAUGUGAGAGGGGUGGGGUCUAUUUGGGGAUCCCCAAAAAGUGACAACCCUCUUUCCCUCUGUCCCCGUCUCUUUCUCCGUCUCCCUCUAUCUGCAGUCUUAGUGAAACCAGUGGAGGUUCGUGGAAUUUCGUGUUCGGUGGCCUUUGCAAAAAAACAAAAAAAAAUUUGUAGAGUCCACCUUUUUUUUCGCUGCUUCCUUUUUGUCUUUGUAAAACCUCUUUUUCGUUUCGUUUUUCUUUCUGUUGGUUUUCUAAUCCUUCUCUCUCUUUCUCUCUCUGCUAUUGCUUUUUGCUGUUGUGUAGUCUUAUACAAACCUUUUUAUCUUGCCGUCCUUUCUCUCAGAGAUGAAAAGAUUCUUUAACUAGCUCAAAGGUUUAUGGAGCCAUGUUUUUUGCCGCUAAGGAAUUCUGGGAAUUGCAGUUUCCAGCUCUUGCAAGCAAAGUAUUAAGCGACUAAUAAAUAUUUACACAUAUAGAGUUAAAUUAUGACGAGGAAAAAGCCUACAGUAGCAUUUUAGAUGUAGUCCUGGAAAAUAAAAUAAAAAACACAAAAGCCUCAGUUGUGAAACAUUUCCCAGAGUCCCUUGGGGCUUCCUGUGUGCAUUGGGUGUAUUUCAUUGGUUCCCACCGAACUUGUUGACUUCCUGCGCAAACUUCUCUCACGGGACAAACAAAGUUACACAAGUGGUUCAAGGGGGGAGGAAAAAAAAAUCACUAUUUCAGGACACGUAAUAAAAAACGAUUUUAAAGAUUUCUAAAGAAAUUAAAAGAAGAAAAAAAUAUUUCGCACUAUAAAUCUAUUUUUAUAGGUGUUUUGGAAAACUGAACUGCAUGUUUAGUAAGUUCGUCCGAUGCGUUUCACGUGAUCGAUCCCUCGGUUUUCUUUGGUUUUUUGUUUUCUUUCGGUCCAGCGUUUUUUUGUGUUUUUUUAAGUCUGUCGAGCCCAAACGGGGACGGAGGCCUGUUGGAGGAAUAAAGUCUGUAUCGUCAAACCGACCCGGGCCUCCGAUCCCCCCCUUCACAUCAGGAAAAACAAUCUGUAGCGUCUGUGCUUUCUGUGAAGAAUCAAUGUCUUGUUACUGCGACUAACGUGUUAAACGACAACAGAAAAAAAACAGGUUUAUGAAAUUUAACAGUUAUUUAUUUUUGUGUUCACUAAGGGGAAUGUGAUUGGUCCACUUGAUCUGUCGGUUGAUUGGUGGGUCGUUUGUGGUUGAAUGUUUCAAUUCAGUCGUUUCAGGAGCAUUUUGUUUCCGCGCUCCUCUGGAUUUUAGCGUUUUCUACUUUUGGCGGUUUUGCGUGAAAACGGGGGGCGGGGCACAAACGGAUGGCAGGGCCCCAUUUGGUAAAGAGAGGGGAUC